AUGGCCUCAACGGAUUAUGAGCUCCCCGGAGCAUCACCUCCCAAAUCAAGCGCCGACUAUGUUGAAGAAAAGGGUCUAGGUGAUAGCACCGAUCCCACCAGGUUUCUCUCCGAGUCACACAAGGCUUACCUGGUUGAGCGGCAUGACACUCUGGACCUCGAUCCUAUUCCUAGCAUGGACCCUGCAGACCCAUACAAUUGGCCGCUCUGGAAGAAAACGGCUAAUCUGAGUCUGGUCGCCUUCCACGCCUGCAUGGGCACCUUCACAGCCGCUGCAAUUAUCUGUGCCUACGAAGACAUAGCUGAAGAUCUCGGGGUUUCACUUCAACGCGUAUCGUAUUUGACAUCCCUCCAGAUUGCCAUCCUUGGUGGAGCCCCGUUGUUCUGGAAGCCGCUUUCCCAUCGAUUUGGGCGGCGCCCGAUCUUUCUUCUCUCCUUGAUUCUGAGCUGUGUUUGCAAUAUCGGAUGUGCAAAGAGCCCCGAUUAUGCAUCUAUGGCGGCGUGCCGUGCAUUGGUGGCGUUUUUCAUUUCCCCUGCUAUGGCUAUCGGCAGCGGAGUCGUCACGGAAACAUUCUUCAGGAACGAGAGAGGGCGAUAUAUGGGCAUUUGGACUGUCAUGGUGACGCUGGGUGUUCCAACGGGGCCGUUUAUCUUUGGCUUUGUUGUCCAGAGAGUGGGCUACCGCUGGAUCUACUGGAUUUUGGCUAUUAUAAAUGCCGUCGAGUUUAUCCUUUACAUCUUCUUCGGCCCCGAAACCCGCUAUAUCGGCUCGAAUGUCCAGGCUCAAUCGUCUGCGUUCAAGCACCAGUACAUGUCCCUCCGCCGGAUCGACCCGACUCCGAUCAAAUGGACCGAAUUCACUCAUCCUUUGACCCUCAUUACCAAUGUUCCCGUGGUCCUUGCAGCCGUCGCAUACUCCAUGGUCUUCCUCUUCGCCUCAGUACUGAACUCCGUCGAAGUGCCCCAACUGCUGCAAACCAAGUUCGAGCUUAAUGCCCAGCAGCUCGGUCUCCAGUUCCUCGGCUUGAUCGUCGGCUCUCUUCUCGGUGAGCAAUUGGGCGGCUUCAUGUCCGACAUGUGGAUGAAUUCCCGUGCAAGACGUAUCGGCCACAAGCCUGCGCCUGAAUAUCGGUUGUGGUUGAGUUAUAUUGGGUUCUUACUGGCUAUUGCAGGCAGCGUUGUGUUCCUGGUCUGUACGGAGCAGGCUGAACCUGGCAAAUGGACUGUUACACCCGUGGUUGGAACUGGUAUUGCUGCGUUUGGAAACCAGGUCGUUACUACCGUUUUGACUACCUAUGCGGUGGAUACAUAUCCGCAGGAUGCGGGUAGUGUGGGCGUUUUUAUUAACUUUAUUCGCUCGACUUGGGGAUUCAUCGGACCUUUCUGGUUCACCUCCAUGUUCGACAACGUCGGCAUCGCUGCUAGCUCCGGUGUGGUGGCAGCUUUGAUUAUGGGUGCCGGCUUUUUCCCAACGGCGUUUCUGCAGUGGCAGGGGAAGAGGUGGUAUAGCCAUGACACGGAUAAG
This is a messenger RNA of Penicillium cinerascens, 1524 nucleotides long. RefSeq lists its product as uncharacterized. Gene Ontology annotation, biological process: transmembrane transport. The annotation marks the transcript as partial. Lineage: Eukaryota; Fungi; Ascomycota; Eurotiomycetes; Eurotiales; Aspergillaceae. The transcript has 4 exons. The record is from RefSeq and is a predicted model, not a curated record. Gene Ontology annotation, molecular function: transmembrane transporter activity.